Molecule: messenger RNA, 996 nt
Organism: Lolium perenne
Lineage: Eukaryota; Viridiplantae; Streptophyta; Magnoliopsida; Poales; Poaceae
Source: RefSeq, a predicted model, not a curated record
UUCGAACUUCUCCAAGCUCCAAGAAAUAGCCAUGGCUGCUGAAACCACAUCAUGCUUUACUUUCCUGAAGGAAGGCCUGCUCCUCCCCACGCAAAACCCAAAGCUCUUCACGCCCGUGCUCCUCCUCUUGGCCGUCACCACCUUCCUUACCUCCACAGUCCAAGUCCUGUUCAUGCAGCCUUUCACCGACGACAUGUUCAGCCAUCUCGUCGAGUUCAAGAACACCGACUUCUCGAGCUACGAGUACCCUGCGCUCCUGGAGGCGAUAAAGCAAGAUGCGGUAAUCGUCAUCCCUGAACUGAUCAUCGCGUUGGCGCUUGGCUUCGUCGUACAGAUCCUCGCCUUGUUCGCGGCCUUCACGACCUACUCCGGCGACCGCUACUCGCUCGCGGAGCUCGUCCGCGAGAUCAGCAAGGGGAGCGCUCUCAAGGGCCCUUCCAUCACCGCCGCCGUGGCCACCGCGCUUGGCUUGGCGUGGAUCGCCGUACUGGUGGCCCUGCUUUCGGUCAUGACGACGCGUGGCCAUCCGGUCGUUCUCUCCGUGCAGGGUCUCGUGUUCGCCCUCGCGUUCCUCGGUUUCCUCUGCUUCGCCGUCGUCGCGGUGGUGAGCGUCGCCGCGUCGGUGGCCGACGAGGAGUGCAGUGGCGUACGCGCGCUCCGGCGGGCGUGGCGGCUCAUGACGCGGGUGAGGAGGAAGGAGGGUCUCGUGCUGGUGCUGGUGGCACACCUCCUGCCGGCCGUUGUGAAUCCGGCGUACGGGGUUGCUGUCGCGUAUGCGAAGAAGAGCAUGGUCAUGACUUUGUGCAUGGUGGCUGUGCAUGCUUUUCUGUCUGGUGCGCAGCAACUGUUCUACUUGGCAGCAGCCAUGGUGUACUAUUACGAGGCCAUGGAGAGCAAGGAGGUGGCUCCUUGUGGAUAUGCCAAAGAUCCCAUCAGGGGAAGGAAAUGUCCGACUGAUGAUCCAUAAGAUCGUUCCAAGGACUGCUCGUUUUGUUG